AUGAAGCUUCGGAAGGAUCGCUGGGAUGCUGUCUGGAGCUCUCCUACCUUCGACGAGGCCAAACUGCGGGAUUGGCUGGUAAAGACAGCCAGUAGAGCAAGCGAGGAGGAGCUGGAGGCGCAUGGCGUCUUGAGCACCAGGCAGGCCCUGCAGUCCAUCUCGGCCAAGAAGGCCAUGGGCGUCGACGCCCCCCGCAGCUCCGACACCUCCCGCCCCCCAGACGAGGCCAUCCGGGAUCUUGCGGACAUGCUGACUCAAAUCGAGACUGCCCUGGUGUGGCCGAGGCAGGUGCUCGCCACCAUCCUAGCCUUGUUGCCAAAGUCGAGGGGCGGUGACCGCGCGAUCGGCCUCUUGCCGCUGCUGAUCAAGUGCUGGUCCAAGUCGAGGGCCUCUGCCACGGGCGCCUGGUCCGAUGCGCUGGAGCAGCUCUGGGAUGCGGCGAUCGGGGGCAGCAGCGCGUUGAGGGCUGCCUUGUGCCGAUCCGUACUGGACGAGAACGCGGUGGCCAUGAACUUCUGCGCCAUCGAGGUCCUGCUCGACCUGGAGCAGUUCCUCGACAGCAUCGACCUCAUCCUGCUGCUUGAGGUGGCGGAGAAGGAGGCCUUCCCAGCCACGGUCAUCUCUCUGGAGGCCCAGGCCUGCCUGGCGCCGCGCCGCCCGCGCAGGCACGGGCGGGUGAGUGGGCCUCUCAGCGCGGAGUGGCCCAUAGUGGUGGGCAGCAACCAGGGGGUGAAGGUUGACAACCUGUUCCUCUACCCGCUGCUGCAGGCCGUCAGUGAAGGCGCGCCGCAGGUGGGCCUCAGCACGUUCGUGGACGACAGCAUCUUCCGCGCGGAGGGGAAGCAGCAGAUGGCUAUUGACAGCAUGGGCGGUGCGCUCAAAAUCUUAGCGGGGCAAAGCAAGGAGGCGAGGCUGGUCUUGUCGGGCAAGUCCGCAGUCGUCUCCUCCCACAACUGCGCGGCCAGGCAGACGGCCGUGGAUCUGGGGAUCGCCACCACUGCUGUGCGGAAGAGGUACCAGACGCAAGCCAAGCGGGCCAAGAACGUGGCGAAGUGGGUCAGGGGCAUCUUCCGGCUGCGCAGGCGCGCUAGCAUGGGCACCUAUGCGCAGAAGCUGCACCGCACGGGGGCCCGGCCCGCGCUGAUCUACGGGCACCAGGUUCUCGGCGCGGCGCCAUGCUUCAUGCCGCGCCUGUGCAGGCAGGCCAGCAGAGCCAUUGCGGGCAAGGGUUUCGGAAGAUGCCUGACCACAACCUUGGCGCUGCUGAUGGGCGACGACGACCCUGGGCUGGCGCUGCCAAGGCAGCUGGGCCUCCUGGACAAGGCGGUCGAGGGCCACGAGGCGGUGCCGUGCCUGUGGCUGACAGGCCUGCCGCCCGCCAGCUGGACGCGGCACACGUACCCUGAGGGCGCCGCGGACUUCGUGCGCCACGCGGGCUGCUGGGAUGAGGUCGAGCGCCCGCGCGGGCCCGACGGCUUCCUCGACGUCUUCGGGGAUGGCUCGGGGGGUGGGCACAGUGGCGACCCCAAGCUCCGACAGUGCGGGGUCGGCGUCACCAUCAUGCGCACCUUCGCCGAGCGCGAGAACGACGCCCCGACGCGCGUGGCGGGCAUCCUGGCGGGGCUGCCUGGGCCCAAGCAGACCGUCCCGAGUGUGGAGCUGUGGGCCUUCCUCCUGGCGCUGAGAGUCACGCGGGGCAACCUGCGCUGCCACACGGGCAAGCUGCCGCUGGUGACGGGCUGGACCCACGGUCGACAGCGGCAGCCCCCGCAAGGCACGGACGCGGACCUGUGGCUCGCCAUACGG
This is a messenger RNA of Prorocentrum cordatum, 1806 nucleotides long. The record is from the annotation of a GenBank genome assembly. Lineage: Eukaryota; Dinophyceae; Prorocentrales; Prorocentraceae.